Messenger RNA from Podarcis raffonei (Aeolian wall lizard), 1750 nucleotides. Its product is annotated as serine protease 27-like. Gene Ontology annotation, molecular function: serine-type endopeptidase activity. Gene Ontology annotation, biological process: proteolysis. The coding region runs from base 286 to 1296 and encodes 336 amino acids. NCBI's taxonomy places the organism in Eukaryota, Metazoa, Chordata, Lepidosauria, Squamata, Lacertidae. The transcript is spliced from 6 exons. The record is from RefSeq and is a predicted model, not a curated record.
GUGUGAAUACGCCCUCCUGGGGUGCCAUAUAUAAGCACCCAAAGCUUGCACCACAUAAAUAGUAAAGUGUGUCUCAGAUGCUCCUUCUUGAAAGAGUGCCAUAUUCUACCUCUGCUUACCUACAAUCAAUUUAAAAAGGAAGAAGAAGAAGAAGAAGAAGAAGAAGAAGAAGAAGAAGAAGAAGAGGAAGAAGAAGAAGAAGAAGAAGAAGAAGAAGAAGAAGAAGAAGAAGAAGAAGAAGAAGAAGAAGAAGAAGAAGAAGAAGAAGAAGAAAGCUGUAGCAAUAUGGGGCAUCAAGGACAAGUGCCAGGGGGGAAAAGAAGGUUAAUGGGAUUGACGGUACUGAUGCUUCUGCAGGUGUUGAUGGAUGCCAACCCAAGUUAUGCAAGCAGAAUAUGUGGAAAACAGGGAAUCCUAAGCCGGAUCAUAGGGGGAAAAGACUCGCAGGAUGGAGAAUGGCCUUGGCAGGUCAGCAUAAGGUUGGAUGGAGCGUACCACUGCGGAGGGUCCCUCAUCACUGAUCAGUGGGUCAUCACAGCUUCACAUUGUUUUAAACUGCUCAGCACACCUUCCAACUUCACAGUGAUGCUCGGAGUACUGAAACUCUCCAGUCCUGGUCCCCAUUCCAUCACCACUGCUGUGAAACGCAUCAUCCUCAAUCCUAAAUACGAGGGGGAUCUGAAAUCCGGAGACAUUGCUCUGCUGCAGCUGGACAGGCCAGUGAAUUUCUCUCAACGGAUCGUCCCCAUCUGUGUCCCUGAUUCCGAUGUCGUCUUCCCCCCAGGACACAUGUGCUGGGUCACGGGUUGGGGAGAUGUGCAAGGCAGAGAUAAACAGCAAACCUCUGAUAUACUCCAAAAGCUAGAGGUCCCCAUAAUCAGCACAAACACAUGCAAUGCCCUCUAUCACCAAGACUCCGGAGAGCUCAUACUCACGCGGGGCAUUAAAAAUGACAUGAUAUGUGCUGGCUUUGCUGCUGGACAUCGGGAUGCCUGCCAGGGUGAUUCAGGAGGACCACUAGCCUGCCGAAUGGGGGACUCCUGGCUCCUCGCAGGCGUGGUGAGCUGGGGAGAAGGAUGUGCACAGAAGAAUCGCCCUGGCGUUUAUGCCCGUGUCACAUCCUAUCAGUCGUGGAUCCACAGCCUGAUACCAGAGCUGACUUUCACCAGCGUGGAAACCAAGGGCCAUGGGUCAACGGUGAACAACAGAAGCACCAUCAAUGGAGCAUCAGCUGGAAGUCUUAGCUUCAUCUCCAUCAUCAUAGCCACUGUUGUUUUGCUACUAUCUUCUGAGUAGACUCUGGAAAAGGAGGGCAGCACCCUUUUAACUGGGGAGACCUUUGUGCCAAUCCUGCAGGCUUAGUUUGGAAGAGGAUGGAGAUCAUCAGAACUGCCAGUGAGGCCAUCAAGGAGACUUCUGGCUCUGCUGCUGUACAGUUUUAAGAAGUGACUGUCGGCUAAAGCAGUCUUUCUUGGCCUUUCUGAUACAGAAAUUUGUGGACAUUCAGAAAUUAAGGGGAUAUCCCACCCCAUUACCAUUUCUGAAAUUUAUUUCGCGUUUGUUCUUCAUGGACUCAGUCCUCCACUCUAGGAACAAGCUUUGCUGCAAGGGAUUGGAGCAGAAAGAUUAACACCUGGAUAUAUUUUUUCUCAGCCACUGAGCAUGCCCAGCGAUAGCACUCAAUUGGCAUCCUCAGCAGUAUCCAUGCUAAAACAUGUUGUGGCCCUGUUCGUCCUCCUUCAACCCAAGC